This is a messenger RNA of Jaculus jaculus (lesser Egyptian jerboa), 3382 nucleotides long. RefSeq names its product archain 1 (gene Arcn1). The record is from RefSeq and is a predicted model, not a curated record. The transcript has 10 exons. Lineage: Eukaryota; Metazoa; Chordata; Mammalia; Rodentia; Dipodidae. Gene Ontology annotation, biological process: endoplasmic reticulum to Golgi vesicle-mediated transport; Golgi localization; retrograde vesicle-mediated transport, Golgi to endoplasmic reticulum. The coding region runs from base 131 to 1666 and encodes 511 amino acids. Gene Ontology annotation, cellular component: COPI vesicle coat; cytosol.
AGCGGCGAAGCGGCGGCGGCUCCUGUCAGGGGGGCAGCAGGUCCGGAGCGGCCGUGCUCCCCUUCCGCCGGCCCCAGCCCGAGUCCCCGUGAGCCGGAGCGCGCGGGUGCGCUCCACCACCGCCCUCGCCAUGGUGCUGUUGGCAGCGGCAGUCUGCACAAAAGCAGGAAAGGCUAUUGUUUCUCGACAGUUUGUGGAGAUGACCCGAACUCGGAUUGAGGGCUUACUAGCAGCUUUUCCAAAACUCAUGAACACUGGAAAACAACAUACAUUUGUUGAAACAGAGAGUGUAAGAUAUGUCUACCAGCCUAUGGAGAAAUUGUACAUGGUACUGAUCACCACCAAAAACAGCAACAUUUUAGAAGAUUUGGAGACUCUAAGGCUCUUCUCAAGAGUGAUCCCUGAAUAUUGCCGAGCCUUAGAGGAAAAUGAGAUAUCUGAGCACUGUUUUGAUUUGAUUUUUGCUUUUGAUGAAAUUGUUGCCCUGGGCUAUCGGGAGAAUGUUAACCUGGCACAGAUCAGAACCUUCACAGAGAUGGAUUCUCAUGAGGAGAAGGUGUUCAGAGCAGUCCGAGAGACUCAAGAACGUGAAGCUAAGGCUGAGAUGCGACGUAAAGCGAAGGAAUUACAGCAGGCCCGAAGAGAUGCAGAGAGACAGGGCAAAAAAGCACCUGGGUUUGGGGGAUUUGGUAGCUCUGCAGUAUCUGGAGGCAGCACAGCUGCUAUGAUCACAGAGACCAUCAUUGAAACUGAUAAACCAAAAGUGGCACCUGCACCAGCUAGACCUUCAGGACCCAGUAAGGCUUUGAAACUUGGAGCCAAAGGAAAGGAAGUAGAUAAUUUUGUGGACAAGUUGAAAUCUGAAGGUGAAACUAUCAUGUCCUCUAACAUGGGGAAGCGUACCUCUGAAGUAACCAAAGUGCACACUCCACUUAUUAAUAUGGAGAGUGUGCAUAUGAAGAUUGAAGAAAAGAUUACCCUAACCUGUGGUCGAGAUGGAGGAUUACAGAAUAUGGAGUUGCAUGGCAUGAUCAUGCUUAGGAUCUCAGAUGACAAAUUUGGCCGAAUUCGUCUUCAUGUAGAAAAUGAAGAUAAGAGAGGAGUUCAGCUACAGACCCAUCCAAAUGUGGAUAAAAAACUUUUCACCACAGAGUCUCUAAUUGGCUUGAAGAAUCCAGAGAAGUCAUUUCCAGUCAACAGUGAUGUAGGAGUACUAAAGUGGAGACUACAAACAACAGAGGAAUCUUUCAUUCCAUUGACAAUUAAUUGCUGGCCUUCAGAAAGUGGAAAUGGCUGUGAUGUCAACAUAGAAUAUGAAUUGCAAGAAGAUAAUUUAGAACUGAAUGAUGUGGUCAUCACCAUCCCACUCCCAUCGGGUGUUGGUGCACCUGUGAUUGGUGAGAUUGAUGGAGAGUAUCGACAUGACAGCCGGCGAAAUACCUUGGAGUGGUGCCUGCCAGUGAUUGAUGCCAAAAAUAAGAGUGGCAGCCUGGAGUUUACCAUUGCUGGGCAGCCCAAUGACUUCUUCCCUGUUCAAGUUUCCUUCAUCUCUAAAAAAAAUUACUGCAACAUACAGGUUACCAAAGUGACCCAGGUAGAUGGAAACAGCCCUGUCAGGUUUUCCACAGAGACCACUUUCCUAGUGGAUAAGUAUGAAAUCCUGUAAUUGCAAGAAGCGAGAACAGAAAAGGAAAAAGUUCAAAUUAAUAAAGAAGAAGACAAAAGUGGCCGAAGUUUUUCCAAAUUUACAAGCCAUUGGAUACUACCCUUUAUUUCCUGAUCCAGUGCACAUUCUCUGCACGCAAGGACCCUCGAGGCAUCCCCAGUGUUUCAGUGUCACAGAAACGUUCUUUGACAAAGAAAUGACACAGACAUAAAGAGAAAGGCUGCUGAUUUCUUUGGCAGAUUUUACUGGCCAGCAGGAAAGCAAAUGCUCCAGAGAAUACCCCGGCAAACACCUCCUCUGCCUUCGCCUAAAUUGCUCCUUCAUUUUUACCCCCAAAUAUAGUUAUAUUUCAUACUUUUUUUAAAAACAUUUUCUCUGUAGAUUUUAAUCUGUCAUACUCCCUUACUCUCAGUUUCUCAGUUUUUUCUUUCUGUAUACUCAGUCAAGCACUGGGAUCAUCUCUUCAUUGUGUUUGGCAGCCCUGGAACAAGGUUAUCUUACCCAUUUUUUGAUUUUUGGACAGUACUGGUAAACUGCUUAAUGGGUAUAGAGUCUAGAAGUUAAAAGAUAAGGUUGUCUUCUGUCCUUUGCCAUGUCCAUCCAUUCCUUUGCCAAGUUGUCCCCUUGUAAAUCUUGCCCUUCCAGUUUGAGAUAGUACUGUGAAUCCCACUUGGGUCAAUAUUAAAAAGUUGCUGAGAAGUAGCUCUAAGCUGCACCCGUCUCUUGAGAUGUCUAAGAGACCCUUAACCAUGUCUACUGCUAGUGCUACGCAAGCUCCCACUUCACAUUUGGGAGGUUCAGCUACAACAUACUAGCUCACAGUCUGUAAUCUACUUGUGUUCCUCAUGUUGACCACCUCCCUUUUCUUGGCUCAUCUUUCUGUUAUCUGUUUUCUCUAAGAGAAAGGAGGUUAUGGGUUUUGGGUUUUUCCUCUUGGCCUUUGAACAUCAAGGAGACUCAUCUCCACUAGUGGUAUCAUUUCAAGAGGCAGGUGAUUAUUUUGGUAUGUAGGGAUUGCUUAUAUAUACUCCCGUUUCCUCCAGCUAACCCAGCAUUUUUCCACCAGCCUUCCUUGUCCCCAUCUGAACUUGAUUUCUCUUAUGCCUUUUUGAUGUCAUCAUGAAGUGAUUUUGUCUCAGCUCCAUUUAAUCUACAGCAGUCAGCACCAACCAGGAUUGUACUUGGGGUGGGUGACAAACAGCUGUGAGGCUGCAGGCUUUGGCAGUGGGAAGAGGUAAAUGACUAUGGGCAUGCUCCCAACUGGAGAGCAGGACUCCCACUCUGAACCCUGGCCCUCCUCCAUGGCAAGAGAGUGCCAUACAGAAAACCCCUGUCACACACAAAUGGCCAGGCUGGGUUGGCUUGCCAAAGAAAUUUCUGGCCUUUCCAUUUCCCUUAACUACAUCAGGGAAGAAUCCUUAUCUCUAGCUUGGUUUUCACAUGAGGUUUUUUUGAGGAAGGGGACUGGGACAAGAAGUCUGUUAUGUAGCUAAAUAGACAAGAAAUGUUAUUAAUCCAGUUGUGUUUGAGAAUUGUUUGUCCAUAUGAUUUUUUUUAAAGUUUAAUUUCACACAGAUGUUUUUUCCUGAAAUUAAUUUUGGGGUAAUAUUUAAAGCAGACAUUUUGUAACCCUGUAAAAUACAUAGGGAAUAUAACAUUCCAGUGUACACAAAGAAGGCAAAUUCUUUAAUCAAAUAAAAGAGUAUUAUAAAAUGA